Molecule: messenger RNA, 1934 nt
Organism: Menidia menidia (Atlantic silverside)
Lineage: Eukaryota; Metazoa; Chordata; Actinopteri; Atheriniformes; Atherinopsidae
Source: the annotation of a GenBank genome assembly
AAAACUACAACUAAAUUGUCCGGUCGGACUAAAAGAAGGCACGAUAGGUGUCUUUUUCCGUCUGCCAGCAGGCAGCCAAAAUGUUGGCUAUCCUGUCUGUGCUGUUUGUUAUCUCUUUUAGUCCUGUCUUCUGCGUUUUUCAGAAACUUUACUGCACGAUAUCAGACAGCUGCGAAUGCGACUUUAAGCCAAAUAUCAGAGAUUUGGAGUGGGACCUCUAUAAGAACGUCUUUGGUCAGCAUCUGGCUCAGGACAUCGUGUCCGAGGAGGUGGCAAAGUUCCUCCUUAACAAAAGCCCCGAUCAGCCCCUGGUGCUGUCUUUCCAUGGCUCCUCGGGGACAGGAAAGACACUGGUCAGCUCCAUGCUGGGGAACCACCUUUACGGCUCAGCCAUGAGCAGCCCCUACGUCCACCAGUUUGUGCCCACGCUCCACUUCCCUCUGCCCAAGCAGGUCCAGAACUACAGGAAUGAGCUGAAGAGCUGGGUGCAGGGAAACCUGACGGAGUGCGCUCGCUCUGUCUUCAUCUUUGACGAGAUGGAGAAGAUGCCUCCAGGCCUGAUUGACGUGCUUGAGCCAUUCCUGGGACCCUCCCAUGUUGUGUUUCGUACCAACUACCGCAAGGCCCUCUAUAUCUUCAUCAGCACCACGGGGGAAGAGGUGAUAAACCAGGUGGCUCUGGAGAACCGGCAGGCCGGACGGGAAAGAGAGGAGAUUAAGUUGGCCGACCUGGAGGAAGCCAUCGAGCAAGCAAUUUACGACAACAGCACAAGCGGCUUCUUCCAGUCGGCCAUCGUCCAGCAGAAGCUGGUCACUCGCUUCGUUCCCUUCCUGCCGCUGAGCCGGGUGCACGUGGAGCGCUGUGCGCGCUCGCAGCUCUGCCAGCGGGGCAGCUGCAGCCGGACCGACGUGGCGGCGGCGGUGGGCGCGGACAUGACCUACAGCCCCGUCCAGGGCCGCUUCUUCUCCACUACCGGCUGCAAAGCCGUCUCUGCCAAGAUCUCCUUUUUCCUCUGAGCCCAGCCCACAGCCGCGCAGCCUCGGCUUCUUUUUAUGAUUUAAGAGGACUUUUUAUGUCUUUAUGUGACAAACGGUGGAAGAAGCUCAGAUGAUGGGGAGAUGGUGUGCAGCCCCCCGUCUGAGGGGAGGCCCCACAGGAGUUCAUUAUGGCGCCUGCGUCUGCAGUCCAGGAGAUCUGAACCCAAACUGCUCUGGAUCAGCUGCUCUCUGGGUUUAUUUGGUGGAUGGAUCAGGACUCGUGUUGCUCGCUGCAUCGGACGCAGCUUUGAUUUUAAUUCAAGGCGGUCAGAUCAGUCUGGCCACCGGCCACUCCACACAGCUGUUUGCUUGUUUUACGGCCCGUUAUUUAUCGGGUCUUAUUUAUUUUUGCUUUACAAACCGAGGACAUUGGCCUCCAGGGCAUAUUGCCCUUAGAGCAGCCAGACAUGUGGUGCCUUUGCUCGUUAGUCAACAAGAGGUAACGUGUUGCUAAAAGUGAUCUGACUUUCAGUUAUUUCCUUUUAAUAUGUGAGUGUUUUAAAUGGAGGAAGUAUUUAUUUGCCAAAUGAGCCUUUGUGCAAUUGCAGCAUUUGCUGAUCGGCUUUUGAAAUCAUAGAUGAAAAUGUAUCUCUCUCUGAAGAGCAUUGGAUUGGAUCGUGAACAUAAUUAUUGAACCAAUUUCUGAUCUAAUUAACUGCUCGAAAGAAUAUAACUUGUCAUAUAAAUAAUUGGUUUAUAUAUUUGUAUUAGUGGUUUAUAUCAGCCUUAAGCCACCAAUCGAAGUCAUUUAUGUAGAGAAAUGAGAAGCAGUAGACGAAUUUAACUUGAAAACAUUCAGCUUUUUGCUGCCCGUUCAGCUUUGUGGGAUAUUUGUGGUGCACGUCUCCAAUUCUGCCCUGCGAUGGACUGGUAGGACCGUCCAGGGUGUACCCCGCC